GAGCCAAUGAUAGUGUUGUGGGCGGGGCGAUACAUAACCACGCCCCAAACGCGUCUCGAGGCGAACGAGUGCAGUGCUGAGAGUUUGAGCGGAUGAAGAUGGUCGCUGAUAGUAACUGAAAUCGUAUAUUAUGACUGAAUCGAGUUAAAAUUACGGAGCAUCGUCGAGGGAUGCUGUAUGGAGACACACGUCGUCGAUUCUAGAAAACCAAAACGCCAGAUGCAGAUCAAGUGCUUUUAGCCUGUUUGCCACACAUCAGUUCACACCUGCAGUGAAGCCACAGACUCCAACGUCAGUUCACCAGUAAAUGCUGGGAAUAUUUGAUCAUCAAACUCCAGGUGUGACAAAUGAAAUGUGUGUGAGAUACUAUGGAAAAGAUUCAAAAAGGAGAGCGAGGACAUGAUUUUUUUUUUAAAUCCAUGCAGUAAGAUACAUGAAAUACUGAAAAACAAAGAGACCAAAUGGACGACCAAGCGCAGUCAAGAGCUGAAUGACAUCAAGAACCAUGAUCACAAAAAAGAAUUUAUCACAAAACAGAAGAGCUACAAAGACCAACAAACCUUUUACUUGCCCUGAGUGUGGAAAGAGUUUCACACUAAAAGGAAGCUUUAAAAAGCACCAACUAAUUCAUAAAGGUGAGAAGCUUCACAAAUGCCCUCAAUGUGGAAAGAGUUUUACACUAAAAAGCCACCUUAACAGACACAUAAGAAUACACACUGGAGAGAAACCUUACUCAUGUCGUCAGUGUGGAAAGAGUUUUUCACAAAAGAUUCAUCUCAGUCGUCAUCUGCGCUGUCAUGAAGAGACACUCAGCUGUGAUCAGUGUGGCAAGAAGUUUAGAUCCUCAUCCUAUCUCAACAAACACCAGACAGUUCACGCAGUUGAGAGGCCGUACUUGUGUCCGGUGUGUGGAAAGAGUUUUUCACGGCUGGCCAACUGCAAGAAGCACCAGAAGAUCCAUUCUUCUGAGAAAAAGCAUGCUUGUGUUGAGUGUGAAAAGACCUUCAUUACACCUGAAUAUCUGCGAAAGCAUCAGAAAACUCACACUACAGAAAGACCCUUCACCUGCUCUCAAUGUGGUUAUAGCUUCAGAGAGAAAAUCCACCUUAACAAGCACAUGAGGAUUCACACUGGAGAGAAGCCGCACACGUGCCAUCAGUGUGGGAAGAGCUUCAUACAGUUGUCAGGUCUCCGUUAUCAUAUGAAUCUUCACUCUGGAGAAAAACCAUAUAAUUGUGAUCAGUGUGGUAAAACGUUUACAUCGUCAUCACUUCUAAAAAGCCACCUGUUGGUGCACACGGAUGAGAGGCUUCAUAAAUGCUCUUUGUGUGGAAAGAGUUUUCCACGGCUGGACUCUUUGAAACAGCACCAAAAACUCCACAAUGCUGUGCGGGAUCACAUGUGUUUUGAGUGUGGGAAGAGCUUUACAGCAGCAAGUCAUUUGAAGCAGCACCACAGGAUUCACACUGGAGAAAAACCAUUCAGCUGCACGCAGUGUGGAAGGAGUUUCACUCAAAAAAGCCACUUAAACAAACACAUACAAACACAUGGGUCACUACCAAAUAAUCUGAAGUUCUGAAGUUCUUUUUUUUUUUUUUUUUUUACAUGGUUGUUCAAAUAAAGUUGCUAUGA
Messenger RNA from Onychostoma macrolepis, 1632 nucleotides. RefSeq names its product zinc finger protein 135-like. The coding region runs from base 491 to 1579 and encodes 362 amino acids. The record is from RefSeq and is a predicted model, not a curated record. Lineage: Eukaryota; Metazoa; Chordata; Actinopteri; Cypriniformes; Cyprinidae. The transcript is spliced from 3 exons.